AUGCCACUAGCCCCGCUGGGCGAAGACGAGUUUAGCAUUCGCCAGAUAUUCCGUCUCUGGCAAGGGCAACACUAUUCAAACGUCUUCAAGCUGGUACAGGAGGAGAGCGACAGCUGGUGGAUCCACGUCAACUUCGGGCUCGCUGUGGCUGCCAUCUGCCACUACUCUUUCCUCGCCAUUGUCACAGUGUGCAUCAUCUGGCAUCUCAGGAAGAGGAGGACGGGCCUCAAGUGGAGUCCCACGACUCUUGCCGCGCAGCUGGCGCUCAUUCAAGGCUCCAAUAUCCUGGACAAGUUCGAGGAAAUGGACGACACCGACAGCGUUAACCUAGAGGACGAGGUCAAAAUGUAG
Gaeumannomyces tritici R3-111a-1 is the source of this 351-nucleotide messenger RNA. RefSeq lists its product as hypothetical. The record is from RefSeq and is a predicted model, not a curated record. NCBI's taxonomy places the organism in Eukaryota, Fungi, Ascomycota, Sordariomycetes, Magnaporthales, Magnaporthaceae. Bases 1 to 351 code for a protein of 116 amino acids. The transcript is spliced from 2 exons.